Messenger RNA from Notothenia coriiceps (black rockcod), 625 nucleotides. Its product is annotated as nuclear pore complex protein Nup98-Nup96-like. The annotation marks the transcript as partial. Gene Ontology annotation, molecular function: RNA binding; structural constituent of nuclear pore. Gene Ontology annotation, biological process: RNA export from nucleus; telomere tethering at nuclear periphery; post-transcriptional tethering of RNA polymerase II gene DNA at nuclear periphery. The transcript is spliced from 3 exons. Gene Ontology annotation, cellular component: nuclear pore cytoplasmic filaments; nuclear pore. The record is from RefSeq and is a predicted model, not a curated record. NCBI's taxonomy places the organism in Eukaryota, Metazoa, Chordata, Actinopteri, Perciformes, Nototheniidae.
GCUACGGCUCCAUCUUCUUCCCCGGAGAGGUGAACGCUUCGGGGCUGAACCUGGACGACAUCGUGCACUUCAGACGCAAAGAGGUCAUCGUUUACCCUGACGACAAGAACAAGCCCGCGGAGGGGGAGGGGCUUAACAGGAAGGCGGAGGUGACUCUGGACGGCGUCUGGCCCAACGAUAAGACGUCGUGCGCUCAGAUCCGCAGCCCGGAGCGUCUGGCGGAGAUGAACUACGAGGGCCGGCUGGAGAAGGCCUCGCGCAGACAGGGGGCCCGCUUCCUGGAGUACAGGACGGAGACCGGCUCCUGGGUGUUCGAGGUCGCCCACUUCUCAAAGUACGGCCUGCAGGACUCUGACGAAGAGGAGGAAGUGCCGCUCAAAUCUGACCCCAAGAAGCUGAAGACGAUGAUGUCACUUCCUGCCUCGCGUCUGCAGAAGCUGCUCCCCCCCGCCCAGCCGCAGGUAGAGCAGCCUGCCUUCAUCACUCACCACCACCAUCAUCAUCCUCACCACCACCACUGACCCACCAAGCUUUAAAGGAGCAUUUCUUAUUUAUUUUUUUGCAUUUUAAGAAAAUAUUCAUCAAGUAUAACAAAAUAAUCACAUCUACGUAUAUAGAUAGAUUA